This is a messenger RNA of Ogataea philodendri, 1371 nucleotides long. RefSeq lists its product as uncharacterized. The transcript has a single exon. Lineage: Eukaryota; Fungi; Ascomycota; Pichiomycetes; Pichiales; Pichiaceae. Gene Ontology annotation, biological process: maturation of SSU-rRNA from tricistronic rRNA transcript (SSU-rRNA, 5.8S rRNA, LSU-rRNA). The record is from RefSeq and is a predicted model, not a curated record. Gene Ontology annotation, cellular component: nucleolus; nucleus. The coding region runs from base 1 to 1371 and encodes 456 amino acids.
AUGGCGAAGAAAAGCAGAACUGUUGGUGACGAGAUCGCCAAGAAGCUUUCAAAGCCCGUUUUCAAGGACGUUGAUAUUGAGAACGAGGGUGGAUACACUUCUGAAAGCAGUGACGAGGAGACUUUCACCGGAGAAUAUGUGCAGAACAAGAGUCGGUUGAGGGGGGUUGAUGUUGGUGCUGGCUAUGAGGGGGAGAAGGUGAGUCGUGGGGACGUUUACAGCGAGGAUGAAGAGGAAGAAGGAGAAGGGAGCAGUGUGGAGUCGAACGAUUCUGAUAUUCUGGCAGAGGUGACCGAUAGUGACGAAGCAGAAGCAGAAGAAGAAGAAGAAGAAGAAGAAGAAGAAGAAGAGGAAGAGGAAGACCGCUACGACGACCCCUCUUUGCCUUCACAGGACGAGUCGUACAAACGCAACAAGAUCGCACAGCUCCUGGAAGAGGAGAAGAAGCAGAUCGUCUCACGACUGUCCUCGACGGCCAAGUCCGAUGCGCUAAAAGGAUACGCCAUUUCGAGCCAAAACCGCAUAUUUGACCUCAUUCUCGACAGUAGGAUCAAGCUCCAAAAGGCGAUGGUCGCGGCAAACCAGCUCCCGUCCAACACAGAAACAUACGACUCCUUGAGCAAAAAGGAGAAAAAGAGAAUCCAACUUGUCCAGGAUAAAAUUCUGGAGCUUGCCGAGAAAGCCAUGGAUGUGCGAAGACAGAUCUACUCGAAGGACAAGGUCGAGGCGCCAGCUGCCAAGUCCAGGAAGAGAACGCUGGAUGAUGUUUUGGACGAAACAGAGAAACUGGACACCGCUUUGGAGCCAUAUAAACGCAGUGUCUUGGUGAAAUGGUCGGCCAAAGUCCAGGCAGCUUCUGGAUCGGCAGCGUUGCAAUCGGGCAAGCUGCAAACCAUCAACCAGGACUCCUACACGCAGGUCGAGAACAAUUUACAGGACUUCGAUCGUUUGCUGAAACGCACCCAGUUGAAUCGUCGUGGAAUCAAGCCUAUUGGGGCUGAAAAUGACGAGGACAUGAUCUUAUUUGAUGACGACGACUUUUACCGUGUUUUGCUGAACGACAUGGUGGACAAGAAGAUCACCGACAAGGCAGCCUCAUCUGCGGCCAUCGUGACGAUGAGCUCGAACAAGAUCCACAGAAACUACGAUCGCAGAGCCACUAAAGGAAGAAAGCUCAAAUACACCGUUCAAGAACCGUUGCAGCAGUUUGAGGUACCAAAACGGAGCGGAUUUGCAUGGAAUGACGAUCAGAUCGACGAGUUCUUUGCUUCGUUACUGGGUAGAAAAAUCGACAUGGGUGAAAAGGCCGAAGAGUUGGAGGUUGAAGAAGGAGAAGCGAUUUUAAAAUCCGAUCUCAAAUUGUUUGGAUAA